UCCAAAGGCUGAUGGACGGGAGAGAUCAGGAUUAUUAUUGGAUGUAUAGUACAGUGGAUUACAGUAAUCCAGAGCACACUGAGUGCUGCCGCUCUCUGUCACUUCAGAUCUGCUCAACACGAUGGACCGUAAGAUUGUGAACGUGUUACUGCUGCUUCUAGCUCAAGUUUUCAUUAAGGUCAACACUCAGGGGGAGUCAGAGAUGCCGUAGCCUUAUGAUGAUGAGGAAGACAUGAAUCCAAAGGACAACCAAUCACAGACAGGCUGCAGCUGUGACUGUCAGCAAUCUCGACCCACCGGCAUUCCACCCACCACCUCCAUCAGCACCACCCCACCAACACUCAGCCCUUACCUGGACUGCAUGCCGGAGUGUCCUUAUCACAAACCGCUGGGGUUCGAGUCGGGAUCUGUGCGUGCGGAACAGAUCACAUGCUCCAAUCUGGAUCAAUACGUGGGCUGGUUCUCCUCCUGGACUCCGAAUAAGGCCAGACUGAACAGCCAGGGAUUUGGGUGCGCAUGGCUGUCCAAAUUUCAGGACACGAGUCAGUGGCUUCAGGUGGAUCUUCAGGAGGCGCGUGUGGUGUCGGGCAUCCUCUCUCAGGGACGCUGUGACGCUGACGAAUGGACCACCAAAUACAGUCUGCAGUACAGGACCCACGACAACCUCAACUGGAUCUAUUACAAAGACCAGAACGGAAAUAACCGGGUGUUUUAUGGAAACACGGAUCGCUCCUCCACGGUGCAGAAUCUCCUGCGGCCGCCCAUCGUGGCGCGGUACCUCCGGCUCCUGCCUCUGGGCUGGCACACACGCAUCGCCAUACGCCUGGAACUGCUCUUGUGCAUGAACAAAUGCAUCUGACUGGAUGAAUCAUGCAUCUCUAUUACAUAAAUCCAACGGAAAACUGAUCUCGGAUCAGUGAAAAAGGAAUACCCAUAGCUUAUGUGUAAAUAACCAGUUUUUGAGCUCAAAUAAGAAAAGCACAGUCUGUAUAGAAGAGACAAAAGGCUGCGUUUAUUAAAUGUAAUGUUAUUGGUUGCUUCAAAGAUGUCACUGAAUCAAGAAAAAUAGUUUUUUUCCUGAAAUAAAACUGAAUUAAUUUCAUGUGUUGUAUUCAGCGUGACUGCGUAUCACAGAUGACAGAAAUAUGAUCAGCAGAUCCUGUAAAACUGUGAUGUCAGCACAUCUGUAUUCACCAGAGAAGGAAAUGUAACUCUAAUAUUAUCUAAUAAAUCCCUCUUUUGACUGGA
Molecule: messenger RNA, 1248 nt
Organism: Triplophysa rosa
Lineage: Eukaryota; Metazoa; Chordata; Actinopteri; Cypriniformes; Nemacheilidae
Product: retinoschisin-like
Exons: 6
Coding region: 233-859 (208 amino acids)
Source: RefSeq, a predicted model, not a curated record